Rhincodon typus (whale shark) is the source of this 1157-nucleotide messenger RNA. RefSeq names its product crystallin, alpha A (gene cryaa). Gene Ontology annotation, molecular function: protein folding chaperone; structural constituent of eye lens. Gene Ontology annotation, biological process: lens development in camera-type eye; protein refolding; response to heat. Lineage: Eukaryota; Metazoa; Chordata; Chondrichthyes; Orectolobiformes; Rhincodontidae. The coding region runs from base 422 to 940 and encodes 172 amino acids. The record is from RefSeq and is a predicted model, not a curated record. The transcript is spliced from 4 exons.
GCCUUGUCACGUGGCAGGGUGUGCUGGGGCCUACGGCCACAAAAUGGAGUUAUCGUGCUGCGCUGCUAUGCAGAGUGUACCACAAACAGGAUCCUAUUGUCAUUUGGAAAAUGCUUUGUCUCUCACAUAACUGAGUGACGUGGUAAAUGAAUUUCAGUGCUCGUAUGAUUCCAGGAACGUAGGCCGUAUGUUCCAAAGACAAGUGGAUUAUAUCAAACAUCCCAUUCCUUUGGUAGUUCCCAACAAGCAAGGUCCUGACCAUACCAACCUGCCUGCACUAGCGUAACAUAAAAUACAGUGCCCAGCUUUAGAGAUAGUUUCACGACUGGAUAACAUUUGCUAGGUAAUUCUGAGUGUGCAAAGAAUUACACUGACAAUUUCUGUCAGGCCUGCAGUGUGGCACACUAUUGAAAAUACAGACAUGAAUAAACAGGAACAAAACCAAAGUUGCUGGAAAAGCUCAGCAGGUCUGGCUGCAUCUGUGAAGGAAACAACAGAGUUAACGUUUUGGGUCUGGCGACCCUUCCUCAGAAUAAACAGCCCCUACUACAGGCUGCCAGUAUUCCGGAACUUUCUGGACUCGGGCAUAUCUGAGGUACGCUCUGAGAAGGACAGAUUUAUGAUUAACCUGAAUGUCAAACACUUCUUACCUGAGGAACUGACUGUGAAACUUGUUGAUGACUUUGUGGAGAUUCAUGGCAAGCACACAGAGCGUCAGGAAGACCAAGGUCGUGUUUCCCGUGAAUUUCGCCGCAUAUACCAUCUUCCCAGUAACCUGGACCAGGCGGCUAUUUCCUGCUCAUUGUCUACUGAUGGUUUAUUAACAUUGUGCUGCCCCAAGGUCAGAACAGGUGAUGAUCUAACCCAGCAAGAUCGACCCAUCCCAGUGACCCGAGAUGAGAAGUUUGGUAACCAACCUGAGCUCAAAGCAGAUCCAUGAGCUUGAGAGAGAGAGAGGUGCUCCCUUUGGCACCAAGAGCUGAGUUAAAACCUGCGGUGCUGUGAGGGUGAAGAUACCUAUGAAACUGUCAGCUAUCACACUAGAUACAAACAUCCAUGUCACCUUUUUCAGACCUGUCUGCACCUUCCUUUUGUGUAGUUUCUUUCAUUGUACUGGCAGUAGGCACAAAGCUGACAAUAAACCAUCAAAGCUUUCA